Messenger RNA from Linderina pennispora, 781 nucleotides. Its product is annotated as golgi membrane protein. Bases 111 to 707 code for a protein of 198 amino acids. The transcript has a single exon. Gene Ontology annotation, biological process: protein retention in ER lumen; retrograde vesicle-mediated transport, Golgi to endoplasmic reticulum. The record is from RefSeq and is a predicted model, not a curated record. Lineage: Eukaryota; Fungi; Kickxellomycota; Kickxellomycetes; Kickxellales; Kickxellaceae. Gene Ontology annotation, cellular component: Golgi membrane.
AAGACCAGUGCCAUUUAAUAUUCACACUAUCACCCAUCCCUUUUUCACUUCAUUCUGUCCAGCCCUCACUCAUUUUUAAAAGCAGCCUUACUAUUAUUACUUCAGGCAAGAUGAUGCAGGAUUCGACAAACGAUUCGCUGGCAGGCACGCCGGCCCUGAGCUCGCGUGCAACUGGAGUACUCGAGAGGCUGCAGGUCCAAUACCAGACGUUCUUAGACCGGAGCACGCCAUAUGCCGGAGCGCGGUGGGGCACAACGGCGGCUCUCCUUUUCGUAUUCCUUCUCCGCAUUGUGCUGGCACAGGGCUGGUUCAUCAUCUGCUACGCGCUGGGCAUCUACAUGCUGAACUUGUUCCUGGCGUUCCUGACGCCCAAGUUUGACCCUGAGAUGGCGGAGGAGCUGGAGGAGGCCGAGGCGGCAGAUGAGUCUGGUCCGGGUCUGCUGCCGGUCAAGAACGACGACGAGUUCCGGCCGUUUAUCCGGCGCCUGCCCGAAUUCAAGUUUUGGCUCAACUCAACCAAGGCGGUGCUGAUCUCGCUGGUGUGCUCGCUGUUCUCCAUGUUUGACAUUCCAGUGUACUGGCCCAUCCUGCUGUUCUACUGGGUGUUCUUGUUUGUCAUCACCAUGAGGCGCCAGAUCGAGCAUAUGAUCAAGUACCGCUAUGUGCCGUUUGCCAACUUUGGCAAGCAGCGCUACAACCGUAAAUAGCUUUUUUUAUAAACAUCCUUCACACUCGAUCUUUAAAAAAUGAACCUCUGCGUUUAAUACACUGCAACAAUCAA